This is a messenger RNA of Ornithorhynchus anatinus (platypus), 1701 nucleotides long. It is a transcript of the gene CNIH1, whose product is annotated as cornichon family AMPA receptor auxiliary protein 1. The coding region runs from base 285 to 743 and encodes 152 amino acids. Gene Ontology annotation, biological process: vesicle-mediated transport. The transcript is spliced from 6 exons. The record is from RefSeq and is a predicted model, not a curated record. Lineage: Eukaryota; Metazoa; Chordata; Mammalia; Monotremata; Ornithorhynchidae.
GCGGCCGGGAAUGGUUUGACCCGGCAGCCUCCGCGCACGCGCAGAGAGGGGGCGAGGCCGUGGCGCGGGAAUGGUUUGAUCCGGCAGCCUCCGCGCACGCGCAGAGAGGGGGCGCGGCGGCGGGGAGGGGAUGAUUUUACCCAGCAGCCUCCGCGGCGGCGGGAAGUGAAUGGUUUUCCCCGGCAGCCUUUGCGGCGGGUGUUGCUCGCUCCGCCGCCCGGGCCCGGCCCCGGCCCCUCCCGCUUCUCCUCAGCCGCCGCCGCCGCCGCCGCCGCCUCGGGGCCAUGGCCUUCACCUUCGCCGCCUUCUGCUACAUGCUGGCGCUGCUCCUCACCGCCGCCCUCAUCUUCUUCGCCAUCUGGCACAUCAUAGCCUUUGACGAACUGAAGACCGACUACAAGAAUCCCAUAGAUCAGUGUAAUACGCUCAAUCCCACAGUUGAAAAGGUCAAAAAGAUUAAAAGAGUCAAAAUUGCAUUGAAGCUCGUACUUCCGGAGUACCUCAUCCAUGCUUUCUUCUGUGUCAUGUUUCUCUGUGCGGCAGAGUGGCUCACCCUGGCUCUCAAUGUACCCCUCUUGGCCUAUCACAUUUGGAGGUACAUGAGUCGACCGGUGAUGAGCGGCCCGGGACUGUACGACCCUACGACCAUCAUGAACGCCGACAUCUUAGCCUACUGCCAGAAGGAGGGCUGGUGCAAGUUAGCUUUUUACCUUCUCUCGUUUUUUACUACCUCUACGGCAUGAUUUACGUUUUGGUGAGCUCUUAAGGAUCCCUCAGUAGAGCCGGCUCCAGUUAAGUGCAUGCAAAAAGCCACACAGUGAGAGGACUCGAUCCGACCGGGAACCCGUUCCCGAGAAUAGCCUCUGGAAUCUGUCCCCGUUGCUUUAGAGAAAAAGCGACUCCUUCCUGAUUUUUUUAAAUGCUUCCACCUUUUACGCUCGUGGAAAGACGUUGCCUACGUUACACGGGGGUAGGGAAAUUCAAUGGAAUCAAGGAUAAAUGAAUACACGCAAAAAAAUUACCUCUGGCUUGAAGACGGUUUUAAACUUGCACUCCAUAAGGAACAGCCAUAAAAUCCUCUUAGUAACCGUACUCAUUGGUGUCGUCCCUGGGUCCUUCCCAAGUUUCCGUGUAUGGGGAUUUGUAGCAAUUCAUAUAUAUAUAUAUAUAUAUUUUUGGGGCGGGGGCGUCGUGCGGAAAUGUUCCCUAAUGAGAAAUCAGCUGUAGAUUCUGAGUCCUUUGGAAGGCCUGAAACCUUGGUAGAUACGACUUAAAGAAAAAAGAUAAAAUCACCCAGGCGUAUCGAUGUGUAGACGGUUAUAAGAUCCGUUGGCAAACUUAAGCCUAGUAUGUUCUUUUUCCCUAACGUGUGGACGUUAUAGCCCCGUAUAUUGCAUGGCUGAAAAGUUUCCCAGACUAUAUCCAUCCAACGAUUAGACCCGCUUUAAUACUUAAGCAUAAAUCAGUGUGAUAGGACUGUAUCCCGAACUGUCCGUGAGAGGAGGCAUUUAAAACGAUUGGAAACGCGUGCGAAUUUACAGAACGGAUCCGUCCGCUUUCUCCUCCAGUCCGGCGGCGAAGCUACUCUGAAGGCACUGGCAAGUAAUCCCUUAGACCUUCCGAAGCGGAAGCCGCGAGGGGCUCUCGUGAACCUGCCUUGCUGUUCCUCAGUGCAAUACAAUAAAAGCGUGAAAUCGAGAA